This is a messenger RNA of Alosa alosa (allis shad), 3946 nucleotides long. It is a transcript of the gene nrbp2a, whose product is annotated as nuclear receptor binding protein 2a. NCBI's taxonomy places the organism in Eukaryota, Metazoa, Chordata, Actinopteri, Clupeiformes, Clupeidae. The transcript is spliced from 18 exons. The record is from RefSeq and is a predicted model, not a curated record. The coding region runs from base 598 to 2124 and encodes 508 amino acids. Gene Ontology annotation, molecular function: ATP binding; protein serine/threonine kinase activity. Gene Ontology annotation, cellular component: endomembrane system; cytoplasm. Gene Ontology annotation, biological process: endoplasmic reticulum to Golgi vesicle-mediated transport; intracellular signal transduction; protein phosphorylation.
AAGGACUGAAAAUCAUAUCAGUGUGUGGUGACGAUGCUUAACGUGGCUUUAAUGGACUGCGUAUAUUUCGUUAUUUACGGUAAUGGUUUGACUUAGCCGACAGAGCUUGGACAGAGCUGGAAGAAGAUAAAAUGAUCCCAAGCUAGUCCAGGCGCGAAAGGAAUAGGGUUUGUUUAACCAUGCUAAAUCGUAGUGAAACCAUCCUCGCACGUAGCUCACGUUCUUUGCAGCGGCAAUGCAAAUAGUGUUAAACACGUGGUCAGAUUCCAUAUGGCGUAACAAUUUUUUUCGAGGAUUCCUGAAUCGUGAAACUGUGGCACACGCAAGGAUCUCAAAGUGACAGUAGUCUUCUUCUUCGAAGGGGUUGCCUAGCCUGAGCUAGGUUAUAGCUUUUGUAUGUAUUUGUUAUGCUAACGUUACAUUUUUCUUAAGCCCAGAUACCUUAUGGUUCUAAGGGUGAAAAGUCUGCGCCCUUGGCCAAAUUUGAAGAAACAAGGAUUUGCAUUUUCUCAGUUGUUGUGAAACAGACAGUGGAGAUCUGGAUGCGCAGUUCUGUCGAGAGGGACUAGGCGAGUAAAUACACUACGUCAGGAUAAAAUGACGAUGUCUGUCCCUGAGAGGAUUUCUGGGUCCGGGGGCAAGGAGGAGGAGAGCGAGGAUGAGAGUGAAAUCCUGGAGGAAAGCCCCUGUGGACGCUGGCAGAAGCGAAAGGAGCAGCUCAGCCAAGGAAAUGUGCCCGGGAUUGAGAGCGCCUCCCUGGCCAUGGACACAGAGGAGGGGGUGGAGGUGGUGUGGAAUGAGGUCCAGUUCUCCGAUAAGAAGGUCUUCAAGUCUCACGAGGACAGGAUCAGGGAGAUGUUUGAGAGCCUCAUGCAGGUGGAGCAUCCCAACAUUGUCAAGUUCCACAAAUACUGGCUGGACAUGAGGGAGAGUCGCGCACGGGUGAUAUUUAUCACAGAGUACAUGUCCUCAGGAAGCCUUAAACAGUUUUUGAAGAAAACCAAGAAAAACCACAAGACUAUGAAUGUGAAGGCCUGGAAGCGGUGGUGUACGCAGAUCCUCUCAGCAUUGAGUUAUUUGCACUCAUGUGAUCCUCCGAUUGUCCAUGGCAACUUGACUUGUGAUACCAUUUUCAUACAACACAACGGACUCAUAAAAAUUGGUUCAGUUUGGCACAGGCUGUUUGUCAAUGUGUUCCCAGAGGCGAUCCACGGGAACGUGCACCAGCAUCGAGACGAGCAGAUGAACCAGCACUUCUUUGCUCCCGAGUAUGGCCUUUCUGUGGAUGACUACUCCAUUGACAUAUACUCCUUUGGCAUAUGUGCCUUGGAGAUGGCCGUCUUGGAGAUUCAAGCCAAUGGGGACACUGCAGUGUCUAAAGAAGCCAUAGCUUAUGCUGGGGAGUCCCUGGAAGACCCUCUCAUGAGGGAGUUUAGUCAGUCUUGUGUGCAUGCUGAUCCUAAGAUGAGGCCUACUGCCCAUGACCUGCUGUUCCACAGGGUUCUGUUUGAAGUGCACUCCCUAAAACUGCUUGCAGCCCACUGCUUUAUUAACAAUCAAUACAUGCUUCCAGAGAACUGUGUGGAGGAAAAAACUAAAUCUUAUGAUCCAAAUGGUAUAAUGGCAGAAAUUUAUCAUGGUGAUCGCCCAGGAGUCCAGCUGAAGUACUCUCAUGUUUCCCCUCUGGAGCUCGACAAAUUCUUAGAGGAUGUCAAAAAUGGGAUCUAUCCUUUGAUGAACUUUGCGUCCCAGAGACCCCACCCCAUCCCCCGUGCCCUCUCCCUUUCUCAGGAGCACAUGGAGACGGUGAAGACGCCCACCCCGGAACCCCAGGAGACCGAAACCAGAAAGGUCGUUCAGAUGCACUGUAAUUUGGAAGCCAAUGAGGAGGGAACUAGAAGUCAUCUCUCUCUAUUUUUGAAGAUGGAUGACAAGCUUCAUCGCCAGCUCAGUUGUGAUGUUCUUCCCACGGACAAUCCAAGGGAUUUGGCCAGCGAGCUUGUUCAUCACGCAUUCAUUUGUGAGGAGGACUGUGAGAAGCUGGCCGGCUUCCUGGAGGAUGCGCUGGGUAAACACUGGGACAGCUCCUCUGCUGCUGCACCAGUGGUGGCCCUGAUCCACUGAGACACUGUCAGCAUGGGACCAUGGACGUGUAGUUUAUGGGAGAGAGAGAAUGAGGGGACUAUGUGUCAUUCCUACGUAAGGAGGAGACUGGGCAAGUCUCACAACUCCUGCACAGACAGCAAAGGCAUUCCAAAGAGGUCUUAUCGGACGCCUCAGGAAACUAACUGGCAGAGGACUACAUGAGGGAGGUCUGAGGACUGAGCCGCUAUCUCACCAUGCCACAGAGGCAAUAUUCCACAUGACUCCAUACAUUUCAUUGGUCCUGUUUUUUUUUUUUUUUUUUUUUUUUUUUAAUGGGUUUCAUGUGUUUUUGAAAACCGUCCAACUCUCUCUGAAUUCUCAUCUUUGGUUGCAUCCAUUUUAUCAUCCAGAUGGCCAAAGACAGGGAAACCGCUCUGCUCCAGUGACUGAAGGCACCGGAUGUUAGAGCAUCAGGAAGGCAGCGCAAGAACGCUUAAGGUCCAAUAAUAUGAAUGCUCACUAGUCCCAACAGAGCAGCUCUUUUUGCCAUCUUAAAAUGUCUGUUCUAUUGACAAGAUUUGAAUCUAUAUCAUUACUCGUAUUAAACAUGUUUUGUUUUUAAUGCAUUAUGUUUAAGGCUGGAUGGCUUUCAGCUCUCAACACUUUUGUCAUCCUGCCAUUGUUUUAGCAUCUCUGUUUAUGUACUUGUCUUGGUCAGGAAUUCUGUGGCAGUGCUGUCCUGUACACAAGUCCUAACUUCCCUCUAAACCUGAAUUAGACACUUAGCGUUAAAAUGCAGAUUGUUGUCCCUGUGUGUAAUUAGAUCAUAUAAUGCACUAAGUGCCUCAGUUAGACAGGAAUGUGUCAAAUCUGUAUUUGCCAAUCUUGCUGGCUUGUGGGUGCAGCACACAUAAUUAUCCAGCUUCCAGCUAUAUACAGUGAACAGUUUCCCAAACAGGUGUCCAUUACUGAGGGGUAAAAAGAAACUUUGUAAGUUUGUCUCUUCACUUUUACUUCUCUUGGAAUUAUCAUACAUCUCAUCCAUACACUAAAAUUGAAAAGAUACGGUCAAUUACCAGUAUAAACAGACAAUGUAAUGUACAAAGCUUGAAAGUUUGAGGAAACAAAAACGGAUCACUCAUCUGUGUUGAGAGAGAGAGAGAGACUAACUACAUGGCAUAACUACAUUCUAUUUUGUUAGCACAAAAAAAAAAAAUUACCCAGUUUACACUACCCUGACUGGUGCGUCUACAGUAUGUUAUGAAAGUAUUUCAUAAACUUCCCUGAAAUACUGUAAUACACCUACAUACAUUCACACAACCUUUGCUGCAGAAAGCCUUCCAGAGGUUGAUUUCCUGAAUCACUCUGUAGGCCUAGAGGUAUACAGUAUUUAAUGCAACUUGAAUACAAUAAUCUUUGUGUUUUUUUUUUCUUUUCUUUCCAGUUUCAGUGUCUCUGUACCAGUGUCAGCGAGACUGCAUGUUGAAUGAUGACUGCUAUAACACUUAUAUAAGACAUGAGUUGGCAUGGUGUGCAUGGCAUCUUUCAGCUCAUUUUCAAAUAACAUCUUGUUUGGAAGUCAACCAAAGCUGGGUUUAUUUUUUGAACGCAUUCAGCAGAGUAUUAUUUGAUAAAUGUUUGUAUCUCGCUAAGACAGAAUCAUGAAAAUAAAUUACAGUAAACGGGCAACUUGAAUGUGAAUAAUAACAGCAAUAGCCUUGAAUUCACAUGUGAUUGCCUCCAUGUCUACUCUAUCAAUAUCAAAAUGCCUGUAUGAAUGAAGCUGCCUAAGCUGUUAUAUAUUAAGAAAUGUGAACAAAACAUAAUAAACUGGCUGUGUGGAAGCCUUUUUCAUUACCAA